GAUGUCGGGGUGUGAAACUCUUCCCUAUCUUCCCUUCUCCCCGGCGACAAGGUGCAUCCGAAUCCUCGACCGUUUGGCUAUGGCGGCUGCGAGAAGCCCUUGCUGGAUCCUGCCGCGGGGGCACGGCCAGCACGCUCCAGGUCACCGCCCUGAUGCUUAUGCUGCUGUGCUACUGGAGCAUCCACGCGCCGGUUUUGACGGGAUGGUUCAGGCGGACGAGACAGGCGAUGGUGCAAGCAUUAACACACAUCGAUCCCAGCCAGGUUAUCUUCUUCGAUCAUCCCUGCCACAGGACGCAUUAGACAGCGAAGUCCAGCCCAAACCGCCAGUGUCAUCUGCCGUGAUUGCAGCAGCAGAGGAGUGCAUGACCCUCCAGGAACUUUGUCCAUGGACCAUGUUGAGGUCAAAGAAGGGCUCACUCAGACCCAAUAAGAUUCGCAGAUCUAGCCAUCACUGCAGUUGCCCACCUCUGGGAGGGCGCUAA
Messenger RNA from Symbiodinium necroappetens, 484 nucleotides. The record is from the annotation of a GenBank genome assembly. NCBI's taxonomy places the organism in Eukaryota, Dinophyceae, Suessiales, Symbiodiniaceae.